AUGUACAUUACAGGAAAUCAAUCAAGUCCAAAUAUUGAAAAAGUUAGGUUUGAUUCAUCUCCUUGUAAUUUCUCAACGGAGGAUGAAUCAUUUUAUUCACCAUCUGCUUCAUUAUUUGUGGAUUUUUCAAAUGAUUCUGAGGAUUUGUACAUUGUUAUUGAAUAUAUGAAGGAUGGAACUUUGGCAAAUUUCAUGUCAACCACUAGGAUACUUCAGGAACAAAUUUCAUCUGAUGUUUGUAGGAAUAUAAUGUGUCAAAUAUUAUGUGGAUUGAAUCAUAUGCAUAAUUUUGGAAUUAUUCAUAGAGAUUUAAAGCCAGAAAAUUUACUGGUGGAUGGUGAUCGAGUAGUAUUGGCAGACUUUGGACUUUCUAAAAAACAGCAAACAGAAAAGGGAAGUUCAUAUGUUUGUUUCAGAUAUUAUAGACCUCCUGAGGUUGUGUUAAUUCUAGUACAAUAUCAUCAACAGACAACAGCCAUAGAUGUAUUUUCCAUUGGAUGUAUAUUCUUUGAAAUGUUAUGUUUGGAACAUGGAUAUUUCAUGCACAAGGAAUUAUUUAGAGUGAAUGGUAUUCUGAAUCAUUUACAAAAGUUUUGCGAAAUUCUAGGAUAUCCAAAUAAUGAGGAUGUGAAAGGAACUGAAAAUUCAACAAAAUACUUUCACUCAAAAAUAGAUUCCAAAGAUUAUGAUGGAAAGAAGCCAUUCCUUGAGGAAAUGUGUUCGAAAUUUAAACCAGAUGAGGCAGAUCUAUUGAGGAAAAUGUUAACUUGGAAUCCAGAUACUCGAAUCACAACUCAACAAGCUUUAGAACAUGAAUAUUUUAAAGGAUGUGAAUAUCUAGUCAACUAUUCGAACACUAAACCACAAACUAAUCAAGAUAUUGAUCUUGAUGAACAAGAAACUGUCGGAAUAACGGAAGUCAUUGCAAAGGCUGGUCUUGUUUAUUCGGAAAAGAGUACAUUGAGUGAGAUAUUGAGUAAACCUAAAAUCAUGCCACUCAAAUCGAUAACAUUGCAAAAGAUUGAAGAAAUGGAAAAGGAAGCUGCACAAAUGGCUGUCCAAGCAAAGACUGCAAACAAGUCAGAUCCAUUUGAGGAAUAA
Molecule: messenger RNA, 1101 nt
Organism: Naegleria gruberi
Lineage: Eukaryota; Heterolobosea; Eutetramitea; Acrasida; Naegleriidae
Exons: 5
Coding region: 1-1101 (366 amino acids)
Biological process (GO): cilium assembly; intracellular signal transduction; protein phosphorylation
Cellular component (GO): cytoplasm; nucleus; BBSome
Molecular function (GO): protein serine/threonine kinase activity; ATP binding
Source: RefSeq, a predicted model, not a curated record